AUUUAACAGGCUACAUUAGGCGGAAGGCAUUCUUGUAAUUUAAUUGUAGGCUAUCCAAUUCAAAUCUGAUGAUUGUCACUGACUAGAAAAAAAUGUUUUGCACUGCAUUUUUGAUUAUGCUGAGCCGGUCUAUGGCCCGUGACGUGAACAGGGAAAAACGGUGGAGGAGGAGCGCCUUUCUCGAAUCGAACUGCAAUCAAACCAAAUCAAUCUGCGCCGCUCGGUCCUAUUGUCAAUAAGGCAGCGUGGUGAAUGGUCCAGAAACAUAACAUAAAAGCAAUCACUUUUAGAUGCGAAAAUAAUCUUACUCAUUACACCGCGUGCUUAAUUAGGUCACUUUUGUUUGGUGCCGACUUCGCCGUGGGAUUUGACCGGGGCACCUAGCUCUCGCCAGUGAAAGAACACCCCUGCCCGGGCCAGAUUGUACUGUCAGGAACCGAGGAACGAAGCUGAAUGCAUCGCCAAUAUCAAGGAGUUUUUGAGAGGAUGCACAUCCUUGAAAGUAGAGGGAUUUGAACCAGAGUGCCUGUACUCUGGCGAGAAAUUUAACAAAGUGCUGACUACUCUGCUGGGAGUCAACUUCGCCACCCAGGACUGUGGCACUGAGAGGUCAUGUCCCCAGUCCGGCACACCUGCUCCUAGCCAGUCCACCACCUCACACACACACACCUCUUCCAGGUCCAAGUCCCUGCGCAGACAAUCCAAACCAGUGGAGAUGUCGGAGAACGGCGGAGGCGGGCUGGUGCUGGUGAAGGCGCGCUUCCAGUUCAAGCAGAACAACGAGGAUGAGCUGUCCUUCAACAAGGGAGACCUGAUCAGUGUGUCGCGCCAGGAGGAGGGUGGCUGGUGGGAGGGCUCGCUCAACGGCAAGACGGGCUGGUUCCCCAGCAACUAUGUCCGUGAGGUCAAGCCCUGUGAUAAACCUGUGUCUCCUAAAGCAUCUCAACUGACCAAGAACUACUACACUGUGGUGGUGCAGGACAUCCUGGAGCAUGAGAGGGAGUUUGUCAAGGAGCUGCAGACAAUGUUGAGCUGUUACCUACGACCCCUAAAGGCCAGCGACAAGCUCAGCAUUACAGACAGUGGCAGUCUGAGUGGUAACCUGGAGGAGAUCCUCACCUUCCAGCAGGGUCUGGUUCUUGCUCUGGACGAGUGCACCAAGGUUCCAGAGAGCCAGCAGCGAUUGGCUGCCUGCUACCUCAACCUGAUUGGUCAGAUCAGGAGGCUGUACCGGUCAUACUGUUCCAGUCACCCCUCGGCUGUCUGCGUACUCACUGACCACAGUGAGGAGCUGGGUACGUUCAUGGAGAGCCAGGGGGCCAGUCCGCCAGGCAUCCUGACCCUGACCACCAGCCUGAGUAAACCCUUCAUGAGGCUGGACAAGUAUCCCAUCCUGCUGCAGGAGCUGGAGAGACAUAUGGAGGAGGCCCACCCGGACUACAGUGACAUCUUGAAGGUUACGGUGGCUUUUAAAAGCUUGGUGACCCAGUGUCAGGACCUGCGGAAACGUAAGAACCUGGAACUACAGAUCCUGUCGGAGCCAGUGAGAGGCUGGGAGGGAGACAGCAUGAAGUCUCUGGGUCACGUGGCCUACAUGUCCCUGGUCCACAUGCAGAACGGGACCAAUGAGGAGAAGGAGGAGCGCUACCUCAUGAUGUUUCCCGGUGUGCUGGUCCUGCUGUCUGCUAGUCCGCGCAUGAGCGGCUUCAUAUACCAGGGAAGGCUGCCGCUGACAGGCUCCACAGUCUCCAGGCAGACGGAGGACACGGAGAACGGCCACUACACCUUUGAGAUCACAGGAAGCACAAUGGAUCGCAUCACAGUGUUCUGCAGUAACCCCCAGGAGCUGCAGGAGUGGCUGGACCAUCUCCAUGCCUACAGCGAAGGAGCCAGCCCCGUGGGCACCAUUAUCAAGCCGGUCAGUAUGGUGGGCACCCCCACUCACCUUCCCAGCUUCAGCACCCCCAGCCAGGCCAACCGGGGACCCCUGGAGCCCCCCAAGACCACCAAGCCCUGGUCUCUGAGCUGCCUGCGCCCCGCCCCACCCCUCAAGCCCUCCGCUGCACUGGGCUACAAGGAGAGGAUGUCUUCUAUCUUGAAGGACUCCAGUAAGAGCUCUGGGCCCAUUAAGAAUUUCUUCCCAAAACGCAGAGCAGAAAGGAAACAUUCCGACGAGGAGUUCCUCUUACGGAAAAGUACAGCUGCUCUGGAGGAGGAUGCCCAGAUUCUGAAAGUGAUCGAGGCCUACUGCACAGGGACCAGCCAGCAUCAGGCCAGCCAGCAUCAGGCCAGCACAGCGGUGAGGAAAGUGUGUGUCCCUCAGGUCCUUCUGCCGGAGGAAGAGAAGAUCAUGGUGGAGGAGAUGAAGAACAACGGUCAGACAAGCGUAGAGGAAAAGAGUCUGGUUGAUGCAGUAUAUGCUUUAAAGGAUGAGGUCCAUGAAUUAAAGAAGGAGAAUAAGUGGAUGAAGCAAUGUAUGGAGGAGGAGCAGAAGUCUCGUAAGGAGCUGGAGAGAGUGGUCAGGAAGUUGGCCAAGCAGAAGAACGACUGUGCUUGGGAGGAUGGAGGGCACUGAACAACCCAACUACCUACCUACCUAGCCCGUGUGUGUGUGUGCGACUGUGUGUGACUGCCUUCAAUCCCUACAACACAGAAGGGUUGGAUUCAUGCAUCUGGACAAUGGUUAGAGCAACUCUCUGGUCUGAUGCUUGGGGGGGGGGGGGGGGGGGGGAUAACCAGAAGCAAAAAUUCUGAUUGGUUGCCUCCCGUCUACUGGCACUGGUCAACUCUGAUGGAGCCAUUUUGGACAAAGGAGAAAUAACUACUGCUCUAUUGUCACCAGCUACAUCGCGACUGUGGACUAUUGGGUCUACAUUUUCAAUAGAACAUCUAAUGGGAACGAGAAGCCAUCUUUCGGUUCAAUGGGGUGUUCUCUUGCAUGUACUUGUUUCUGCAGGAGAGCGACUCCCUCUGCCAUAACUAGGGCUCGUCUGGCCCACUCUACGUCUGUUACAGCACUGUUUCUUUAUUUUGGUGUUGAGGACACCCCUUGCAGCCUUGUCGGGAAAGAGUGAGGCUUGCAUCGAGCUUUAUUGAACAUCAUUGGCAUUUUGAGAUUGCACGUUCUAGACGUGAGACUCUGCGUCUCCAAGCUGUUUCAUAGUCCUCAGAGCUUUAGCUUUUCAUUUCAGAUGGGUGAGACCUAUCCAUGGACUAUAAAACAGUCCUCUAGCUCAUGGUAAGUGGAUUUCAAUACCGCUCAUAUCCAAGCUGGUAUUAACAUUAACGAAUAAUGUCCUUGACUGUGUUUCUUACAAUCUGCGCGGAUGUACAGUAUUUUUAAAGAUAUUGUUACACAUUAGAUGUGACGAUCAAUAUAUAGGCCAAAGCUUUCAGGGAUAUAGAUAUAUAACAAGUAGAACACCCGUAUAUGGUGUAUUGCGUAUAAAAUAGAAGAUGACAACGGUGUGGCCUAUACUUUCUUACCGAAACGAUAUAACAAUUAAAUACAUGUACUAAUAAUACAUAGCUUUGCUUUAUUCGGGAGUUAAAGAAUAUAUAUUGCUUAUUUAUUUUCCAUGAAAACAUUUCAUUAUGUAGGUAGAGAUGUGUGUAUUGUAUGUAGGUUAUAUGGUACUGGGAACCCACUUGGGGCGGUCUCUGGGUUUCUGCCUUAAACCAACCCGCACCGCAGAAACCACCUCUACAGAAUGAUCAACUAAGGAAACAAUGUUUUUAAGUGAUCUUUAUUUAUUUGGCAUUGUCCAUUGGGGAAGACAAAACACAACCCAUUUUGAUUUUAAGAAUUUGGCACCACAGGAACAAUGUUAUUUGUACUUCGUAAACUGUGUCCCACAAUGUGAGUUAGGGUUACAUUCCAAGGAAGUCUCAUUGCAUCAGUGUCCUCCGCCCGUUUUCACAGAGCGUCUGAGUUGGACUGCUGUUCUAGGAUCAGGACCCUCCGGUCCAUUUUUAUCUUAACUAAUUAUGGUCUAAAAGGGAACAAAGACGAUCCUUUUCUUGGACGGUUUGUAAAUUUCGUCCCUGGUCUGUCGUUCUUAUGCUUCUUCCAGGUGAGUUAAUGCAGAUGGAGAUAUGUCCCCACUUUGAUUGUGUUGAUGGAGAGUGUAAAGUAUGAGUAGUGGGAUCAAGGGCCUCCUGAUCACAGUGGAUUAAGUUAUGAGGUACAGAGGAAGUGGCAGGGAUUUACAUGCACAGGUUUUCUGUCAUGUUUCACAUUUCAAUGGAACUGAAUGGCACUGUUUAGACGUUCAUGGGGACAGGUGAGGGUCGUGUGACGAUUCAAUGUGGAACCGGGCUUUGAUGACUUAUGUCAAGGCCUUCGGGGAAAGAUUAUUCAGUUGAAUCACAGCACUUCCUCCCAGGAUGACGUGCAGUGCGUGCACUGUAGAACCUGGUGUCAACCUCAUACUGCAGAGUGACCGUAGGAACUUCAUGAGAAUGCAAUGUGACCACUUCAGUAGGACUGUUUUCACUUGAGUGUCACUCUGAGACAGUCAGUUGGGCAGUAGACCAGAUUGUAUAAAGAGACAUAUCUCUGUUAAUGUACAGUGAUGACUCAUUCACCCACUUAACCAAAAUGGGCCUAUUGCCUUGUCCCUGUUUCCUGGCCACUGUGUUCUCUGUAGUCCUGAUGUAUUGCAGCAUACUGUUACAAGCUGUUGUGUUCAGGUCCCACGGUCUGUCAGGUCAGAUCCACAUGUUUUGUCACCUGUACAAAUGUCCUUCAGUAUCAUUUGUUUAUGUUUUAUUGCUGAGAUUAUUUUUAACAUCAAUAUUUUUAUCAAUGCAUUUUAUUUUCUUCCUAAAGUGUCUUAAACUUUUCAAUGUCUGGUAGCCUAAGUGAGCACUUCGACUGUAUCAUUUGAAAAAGUGGUUUGAUGCCAAAAUUCUGACUCUAUUGUAAGGCAUUUUGUUUCUUCUUCUAGUUGCGGCAUACUUUCAUUUUUUCAGUAUGGUCAUUCUUUUAAUAAAAAUCUAACUUGA
Molecule: messenger RNA, 5007 nt
Organism: Oncorhynchus mykiss (rainbow trout)
Lineage: Eukaryota; Metazoa; Chordata; Actinopteri; Salmoniformes; Salmonidae
Product: rho guanine nucleotide exchange factor 6
Biological process (GO): lamellipodium assembly
Cellular component (GO): cytoplasm; lamellipodium
Molecular function (GO): protein binding; guanyl-nucleotide exchange factor activity
Source: RefSeq, a predicted model, not a curated record